Molecule: messenger RNA, 2355 nt
Organism: Trachymyrmex cornetzi
Lineage: Eukaryota; Metazoa; Arthropoda; Insecta; Hymenoptera; Formicidae
Gene: Gfrl
Product: Glial cell line-derived neurotrophic family receptor-like
Exons: 14
Coding region: 1-2355 (784 amino acids)
Biological process (GO): nervous system development
Cellular component (GO): external side of plasma membrane; signaling receptor complex
Molecular function (GO): signaling receptor activity
Source: RefSeq, a predicted model, not a curated record
AUGACCAUAGGAGGCGAUGUCGAGCUUCCUCUUCGUGAUGAUCCUUCGUCAAUGCCCGUGCACUGUGCAACUACCACUAUACCAUUACUACUAUCACCAUCACGACACUUAACCCCACAACAACAGCACGCAGACCUCGCACGUUGCGUACCGAUGGCGAACGCGCACCCUCACUCACCCCGUUCUCGUCCGCGGCUCUGCUUCUGUGUUACAGAGGUCCUGCCCUCCUCCACCUCCGUAGACCUGUCGGGCACGGAUUCGGCCCUGUACCCGUUCGACCCACAGCAGGAGAACUACCAGGAGAUCUGGUUGCCGCCGACCAGUAUGUACCCCUAUUUUCUGUUCCCCGGGACCGCGCGCACCCCGCCGUACUACGACCCCGACAGCACGUACGACAUACGAGAGCCCGGCGACCGCUACCAACACCAUCACCGUCACGGCGAUCGACAUCAUCACCAGGAAGCGCCGGAGCUGCCCGGCAGGCCAGCCGUCCUCGUUGUCGAGGCGUACGAUCCUCGGACCGAUUCGGACCGGUAUACUGAAGUGAAGGUCAUCGCUCAUCCGGACAAUUCCACCAGCUUCGAGGUGAUUGAAUCGCAGUUGGAAAAUCCACUGAUCGAUGCCAAACAUCGGGAUCUGUUCAACAUGAAGCAGAUCCCCCUCCCGGUUGGUCAUCAUCAUCGCACUCAUCACAAGAGGAACCAGACAGAUGAUUUCGAACAAGCGGGUAUGGAGCCACCGUCCUCUACGUCAGACAUCGAUAAGAUACAACAGCCGGUGAAACUGAUCUUAUCCAGCACGUGCCAUCAUGCUUACACGUCCUGCAAAAACGAUCCGGAAUGCAAGAAUCUGCUGGAACCCGUUCUGAACCACUGCGACUCAACGACGUGCGCGAGGAACGAGUGCAUGGAAGCGUUGCAGCAUUUCUACAAGACCGCCAAUCACAAGCAUUCCGUGGAAAUUGCCUUCUGCCUUUGCAGGAAAACGGACAACAAAAAGGACGAGUGUAUAGUGGCGCAAGAGAAAAUGCACCCAACUUGCGCGCAACGCAUAGACGGCGCCGAAAUGCCAACGUGUCACAGUCUAGCCGAGACUUGCAAAGAGAACAGGAGUUGUAGACUUAGACUAGAGUAUUAUGAACAGAGUUGCGCGGUCGACAGCAUGACGAAGAAAUGCGCCGGACCAACCUCCGAGUGCAGAAAAGCGAUGCUGGGCAUUCUGGGUACUGAACUUCAUACUAAUUGCGCUUGUAAGGGCACCGAGCUUAACCAGCUAUACGGCUGUCUGGGUUGGCAGCGGCUUCUCUGGGUGAAUCCUUGCGUAGUGGAGUCGCAGAAGGACUACCACGCGCGUAGAAAGCACCAUCAUUCGCGAACGACAACAGCGAAGACAACGACGGCGGCCGUCGCAUUAACGACGAGAUCACCGGCGAGCACGACGGCGACCACCGCAGUCGAACAAGUGGAAGAUAAUCAAAUACCGGAAGUGACGAGGUGGCCGACCACCGAACCCACGGAAACUUGGGAAAUCACAACCACCACUAUAAGCACCACUCCGAGCACCACCACAACCACCACGCCGACACCACGCUUCUGCGUGGUUCAAAGGUCGAAUACACACAGUCAGCAAUACAUAAGGGAAGGCAAGGGCAAAAGGCUUUAUCGUGAAGACGAGCCCGAAUGCUCAGAACUGUGUGUCUGUGCUGAAGGUGAACAACUCGUUUGCAACACCUUGUGCGUCGAAACGUUACCCUGUAAGACGGAUUUCGCUUUCUACAAUCAUGAAGCGCCAGCCUACCAAGCGCAUCGAGGUCCUUGCCUUUGUUAUAGCGGCGGCUUUAUAUGCAUGCGGCCUUCGCCCGACACAUAUAGUAUACCGCACGGGGUUUUCAUGUUCCUGGGAUACAGCGAGAAGGACGAGACCUUAUUGAAGCAGUACAACAAUGUGACCGUGCUGGACGCGGUGUCAUCUCUCGAUAAUUUCAUGAGAAAGGAAGUCAAUAAUCAGACAGUAUGCACACUCUUCUUGUACAAUGCGACCCGAGAAAACGUGAUUGCAGUGGCACGACUCGGGACCGACAAUCCACCCUUAAAUAGCAGCCAGGCUCAAAGUCUGCAACACCUGCUACGCGUCAAGGAGGAGUGCGCAUCGAUGAUGCAAGAUCUCAGCGACAAGAUCAACAAUAAGCAUCACGAGGUACGCACGCAUCCGCUACUCUCGAUCUUCAAAAUGGCCGAGGUUGAGGUGAAGAUGCCGUACAGCAACGAAGCGGCGAUCUCCAGGUCGUCAUCGGUGCUCCUUGUUGUUCUGUUUGCAAUCAGCUUCUUUGGGUCGACUUGCCUCUUUGGUUCGUGA